UUUAAUGUCUGAGAUUCUUCCUCCCAAUAUAAAGGGCCUUGCUGGAAGCAUAGCUACUCUUUCCAACUGGUUUUUUUGCUGGGUGGUUACGAUGACUGCAAACUUGCUAUUGACUUGGAGCACUGGAGGAACCUUUACCAUAUACAUGGUCAUCAGUGCUUUUGCUGUGGCAUUCGCGGCCAUUUGGGUCCCUGAGACCAAAGGCAGAACUCUGGAAGAAAUUCAGCGCUCCUUCAGAUGAUGUUUCAUCUUUUCAAUUUUAUAUUUUUUUCCCCAUAGCAGGGAAUUUCUGCUAUUCCCAUUUUGAAAUGAUUUCUCAGUAUUGCAUUAUGAAUAUGUAGCAUUAACAUUUUUCCCAAUCACCAUAAAUGAAGGCAUGAUUUGGUGGUGGUGAUCAGCUACGGUGGAGAAAGAAAUGAGAUUUGGUUUGACCGAUGGGUAAUUUUAG
This is a messenger RNA of Pistacia vera, 448 nucleotides long. RefSeq names its product sugar transporter ERD6-like 6. NCBI's taxonomy places the organism in Eukaryota, Viridiplantae, Streptophyta, Magnoliopsida, Sapindales, Anacardiaceae. The record is from RefSeq and is a predicted model, not a curated record. The transcript has 3 exons. The coding region runs from base 5 to 241 and encodes 78 amino acids. Gene Ontology annotation, molecular function: transmembrane transporter activity. Gene Ontology annotation, biological process: transmembrane transport. Gene Ontology annotation, cellular component: membrane.